AUGACUUCCUUAAAACAAUUCAUUCGCAAUGUUCGGGCCUCAAAGACCAUCGCCGACGAGCGCGCCGUCGUACAGAAGGAGAGUGCCGCGAUCCGGGCUAGUUUCCGUGAAGAGAGCGGAGACUCGAACGUUAGGCGUAAUAAUGUUGCCAAACUACUCUACCUUUUCACUCUGGGGGAAAGAACGCACUUCGGUCAGAUAGAAUGCCUCAAACUCCUGGCUUCACCGCGAUUCGCAGACAAGAGACUGGGAUAUUUGGGUACCAUGCUCCUGCUGGAUGAGAAUCAAGAAGUCCUCACCCUGGUCACGAAUUCACUAAAGAAUGACCUGGGCCAUUCCAACCAGUAUGUGGUUGGCCUGGCUCUUUGUACACUAGGCAACAUUGCCUCGAUAGAGAUGUCCCGAGAUCUCUUCCCUGAAGUCGAAAACCUCAUCUCUACCGCCAAUCCAUAUAUCCGUCGAAAGGCUGCCCUGUGUGCCAUGCGCAUCUGCCGGAAAGUCCCAGACCUGCAAGAGCAUUUCAUGGAGAAAGCCAAGUUGUUACUACAGGACAGAAAUCACGGAGUACUCCUAUGUGGAUUGACCUUCAUUACCAGCAUGUGUGAAGCAGACGAAGCGGAAGACAAUGAGGAAGGUAUUGUUGACAUGUUUCGACCAGUGGUUCCUCAUCUGGUCCGCACCUUGAAGAGUCUCACCAGCUCAGGAUAUACUCCCGAGCAUGACGUGUCCGGCAUUACAGAUCCUUUCCUCCAGGUCAAGAUCCUUAGGCUAUUCAGAGUCCUCGGCAGGGGAGAUUCUGCAGUCAGUGAACAAAUCAACGACAUAUUAGCACAGGUGGCCACCAAUACAGAAUCUACCAAGAAUGUGGGCAACUCGAUCUUGUAUGAGGCAGUCCUCACCAUUCUCGAUAUCGAGGCGGAUUCUGGGCUACGCGUACUGGGUGUGAACAUUCUUGGUAAAUUCUUGGCCAACAAGGAUAACAACAUUCGAUAUGUGGCAUUGAACACACUCGUCAAAGUCGUUGCCAUCGAACCAAAUGCUGUACAAAGACAUCGAAACACGAUUCUCGAAUGUUUGCGAGAUCCCGAUAUUUCAAUCCGUCGACGAGCGCUCGACCUGAGUUUUACGCUUAUCCGAGAAGACAACGUCCGGGUCCUCAUCCGAGAAUUGCUAGCUUUCUUGGAAGUUGCAGAUAACGAAUUCAAAUCGGUCAUGACAACACAAAUCGGAAUUGCGGCAGAUAGAUAUGCACCCAACAAGAGGUGGCAUAUUGAUACCAUGUUGAGAGUCAUCAAACUGGCUGGCAACUACGUCAAAGAGCAAAUUCUGUCAUCCUUUGUGCGUCUUAUUGCAACAUCUCCCGACCAACAAACCUACUCGGUCCAAAAGCUGUACGCAGCUCUAAAAGCCGACAUCACCCAAGAAGCCCUCACAUUAGCCGGGGUUUGGGUGAUUGGAGAGUAUGGCGACGCCCUAAUUCGUGGCGGUUCUUACGAGGAGGAAGAACUCGUCAAAGAAGUCAAAGAAAGCGACAUCGUUGAUUUGUACACCACAAUACUGAACUCAACUUAUGCGAAUCAAAUUGUCACAGAGUUCAUCAUUACUUCUGCUAUGAAACUGUCUACACGGCUGUCCGAUCAAUCCCAAGUGGAGAGGAUUAGACGGCUGAUGCAGUCCAGAGCCUCAGACUUGAGUGUUGAAAUUCAACAACGAGCUGUAGAAUAUGGGAACCUUUUCACCUACGACUCGAUACGGCGAGGCGUCCUGGAAAGAAUGCCACCACCAGAGAUCAAAGAGGAGCAACGAGUCUUGGGUCAAGCAACCACGCCAGCCAAGGAUAAGAAGAAGGCACUAAAAGCCAAGUCGAGAGCAUCGGUCGCCAAGAAUACAGAAUCGGACAUGCUUCUUGACCUCAUGGGCGGUUCCGAUGUUCCAGCUAUCGAUGCCAGUGCAACAUUAAAUGGCCGGCAGCAAACAGCAGACCUUCUGGCAGAUAUUCUUGGGGGUGGAAGCUCAGUUUCAAGUCCUCCACCCCAAGCCAAGAGUCCCGCGCCCACGUCAAACACAGAUUCUAUCAUGGAUCUCUUUGGUAAUGGCGGUGCCAAGUCGAGUAGUCCAGCCCCUGCUUCUGGUCCUCAAGCUCAUGGUGCGUAUAAUAAGAAUGGUCUAGCUGUGACAAUCCAGGUUUCGAGAAGUACUGCGGGUGCUCAAGUGUUGUCUCGAUUCAAGAACACAACUGCCUUUGAGCAAUUUAGUGGUGUUGGUUUACAGGCAGCUGUUCCGAAAAGUCAAAAAUUGACCUUACAGGCCAUCAAUAAAAGUACCCUGGAGGGUGGUGAGGAAGCAACUCAGGGUAUGCGCAUUGUCGCAGCAACAGGGGCACUUCCCGCCAAACUCCGAUUGAGACUCAAGAUCUCAUAUUCAAAAGCUGGUGGAGCGAUGGUGACAGAUCAAGUCGAUUGGACUGAACCUUGA
This is a messenger RNA of Exophiala bonariae, 2475 nucleotides long. RefSeq lists its product as uncharacterized. Bases 1 to 2475 code for a protein of 824 amino acids. Gene Ontology annotation, cellular component: membrane coat; Golgi apparatus; AP-1 adaptor complex. NCBI's taxonomy places the organism in Eukaryota, Fungi, Ascomycota, Eurotiomycetes, Chaetothyriales, Herpotrichiellaceae. Gene Ontology annotation, molecular function: clathrin-cargo adaptor activity. Gene Ontology annotation, biological process: Golgi to vacuole transport; intracellular protein transport. The record is from RefSeq and is a predicted model, not a curated record. The transcript has 5 exons.